Eublepharis macularius is the source of this 1887-nucleotide messenger RNA. It is a transcript of the gene TIPIN, whose product is annotated as TIMELESS interacting protein. Bases 113 to 931 code for a protein of 272 amino acids. Gene Ontology annotation, cellular component: nucleus; replication fork protection complex. The transcript has 9 exons. The record is from RefSeq and is a predicted model, not a curated record. Gene Ontology annotation, biological process: replication fork arrest; DNA damage response; DNA replication checkpoint signaling. Gene Ontology annotation, molecular function: DNA binding. Lineage: Eukaryota; Metazoa; Chordata; Lepidosauria; Squamata; Eublepharidae.
UGUUUCCUGUCCCUUCAACCGGAAGUGGACGGUUUUUUCUCACGGAAGUUGGUGGCCGCGUCGGAAGCGGUUCCUAGUGUGUCUGGACAAACCAGCUUUUGGUGGGGAAAUAAUGGAUCCAAUAGAGGGCAAUUUGUUUGACAUUCCCGAUUAUGAACACAUCCAGGAUGAGGUGUUUCAACCUCUACCUCCCCCAGCCUCCCCAGGGGGAGAUGAUGAAGAAGAGCCAGAGGACAACAAAUUGCCUCCAAACAAGGAUUCCACUGUGACUACCAGGAAAGGUGUUAAAAGGCCAGUUCCUAAACUAGAUGCUCAAAGGUUAAUUUCAGAGCGAGGUCUUCCAGCUCUGCGGAAUAUGUUUGAUAAUGUGAAAUUCAAAGGUAAAGGGUAUGAGGCAGCAGACCUUAAGACACUUAUAAGGCACAUGGAGCACUGGGCUCACAGACUGUUCCCUAAACUUCAGUUUGAAGAUUUUGUUGACAGAGUAGAAUGUUUGGGAAAUAAAAAAGAAGUUCAGACAUGCUUAAAGCGAAUUAGACUUGACCUGCCCAUUUUGCAUGAAGACUACACAACAAAUGAAGGUGAUGAUGGUGGAAGCAAUGGACUUAAUACAGCUACUGAAGAACUAGAUAUUUUUUCUGAGAACCAAAAUGCAAAAGAAGAAAUCGUUUCAUCUCAAAGUGCCACUCUAACAGUGGAGCAACAGCAGAGAAUUGAAAGAAACAAAAAAAUAGCUCUUGAAAGAAGACAAGCGAAACUGCAGCUUGACAGUCAGUCACAAGAAAAUGAGCUACCUGUGACCCAACCAAAUGAAGAGUCUAAUGACAUUCCGGCUCAGGAACGGGAGGACAUGACUGUAGAAGCAGAAAACUUACCUUUUCAAGCUACUGAGAAUGAGAUGCAAUGUGGACAUGAAGAUGAUGAUAAAUGAACUUUUACCGUUUAGGAUUAAGGGACCUAAAGACCUCUCUCACACUGAAGGGGUGGUAGCAGUGUCCUCCAUUGCUUGCUGCUGAAGGUUUGGGUUUUUUUCAUGGAGUUCUUACUGAAUCAACUUUGGAGGCUCAUGCUGAGCCAUUUUACUAGCUCUUCAUACAUGAGAAAGGAGAUCCUGAAGUUUUUACAGUUUUACUGCCAUAAUUUGAAGCCGAAAAUAAAAGCCCUAAUUUCUCUAAGCUAGAAAUCAACAUGGACACUCAGAUGUUGACCACUACCUUUGAAGAACAGAACCUGUACAUUUCUGAUGUUGAUGUUUUUUAAAAAAAAAAAAAACUUUGCACCAUCCAUAUUUUAUACUACCGAUUAAAAUAACCAUUGGAAAUUAGAAACGUAACCUUCUGGAAGGAAAUUCAACCAUUAUGCAAUGUUUAUAUAUGCUAGUCAGGGGGAAAUGUGUGUGUGUGGUGGGGGGGGGGGGUUAACAGUACAGACAAGGUACCUUGCAGAAGGGGCUACCAGUCAGAGGUAAAAGCAGCAAGGCUUGAUCUGCUCUGAAAUGGAGGUACAGAGAGGUGCUGUUCUUCCUCAGUACCUCUUGGAAUACUGACAGUUGCUUGGCAUAUUACCUACAUUCUCCAUUCCUGAGCUUUUAACUCCUGCUGUACCACAACAAAUUCUGGUGUCCAUCUCUCACAAAGAAAUAUGUCCUGGAACUCCUAUGGGGUGUUUUAUGAUAGUUUCACAAAUAAAACUUGAGUUGACCAAAAUAAUAAAUCUUUCCCUCUUUCACCCAUACAGUCUGAAUUCAGAUUCUGAAAAAAGGUCAAAGGUCUCUAGAUGGGAUGACUCUGUGCUGGUUCCUGUUCUGAUGUCCUGUGAGGCUUGCAACUUGUUAUUUGAAGCCGGAUGGUGGCAGCGUGACACCGAGAAUUCUGUACAGAUACCUGA